CGGCGGUUCUUUUCCGACCAUUCCAGCCCCCAAUAAUAACAAUGUAGCGAUCUCUGAUUGUAGUAGCUGUGUGGUGGCUUAAAGAAGGUGGACCACAGAGUUUUCCUCUUGGAAAUUGGGAACUUGCGAGAUCUGGUCCACCUGUGGUUUAUCGAGACUCCCCAGUGUCCCGUGAAAUAAAGGUGACAGAAACAACGUGAAAUUAUUCCCGUAAAGGUAAUAUCAUCCAAUGGGCAGCUGAAAAAGCAUGGAGCCAUCACGUAGCACUUCGCCUACAGUCCAUAUGGUCGCCGAGGGGGAGAAACUACCCAAUUAUUUGGACAAACAGGCAUCGUUUCACAGAGGUGGCACCAUAGAUGACAUCACUCGUCAAAUUAGCGAGCUUGACAACACAUUGCAUGGCUACAAUGCGCAGUCCCAACUUGUUGUUGAUAAAUAUCUUAAGGAACAAGGGAUUGAAGAGGGAGAUGAAGAUGAAGAGGAGUUUGGCUACGGCAAACUAAAGAUUGAUUACAAGCCCCAUAAACCAAGGACAAAAAGGCUUCUGACAGACAGAGAAACUGAGGUUAAAGAAGUGAAUCGAUUUGCUGGAGUGUAUUCAACCAGGGCAGCCCUACAGCCCUCAUCCCAGAGUCCACUCCAGAAUAUGAAAGAGACAAAGUGGGGAGCUAAAAUCAAGAAAUCAGACAGUAACAAGGGAAUGAAGCCAAUGCUUGUUGAGCUGCAUGUGUUUCCUGGUUAUGAAUCAAAUGAACUCACUCCGCUCCCUCCCCCUCUGCUGGCCAAUGAUAUCCUGAUGACGGUGAUGAAGGCCCAAAAGGAUCUGCACAGAAAGCCAAGUUACAAAAAGUACCUCCACUCACUGCUGCUGUCACACAUGUCACAAGCUGUACUCCAGGACGUGUUCUGGUGGUACUUCCUGGAAAGAUACCAAUCUGACCGGUCUACACAAGAGCUGCUAUUUAACAGGAUUGCGCAUAACUAUGUCAAGUUGCUUUUUAAUGCUCCCAUCACAGAGUACAGGGACGCUUUCUUUAAGCGGUACCCAGACCUCGUGAACCAGGCGGUAUAUUGUACCUUCUGCACGGCGUUCCCCACCUCCUACAAACAGUUCGACGCAAAGUUCAAGGAAGGCCUUGUGCAGCUUGUCUACAUGUGGAUGGUCGGCGUAAAACCUGUGCCGCGGUCAUGGGAGAGAUGGAAGCUGGACGCGCUGGAACCGACAGACAUGCGCAAAGACGAGAAAAUCAAGAAAGACGCAUCUAAAGGCUCUCUUGUUAAUCUCCCGAUCGACCUAACAGAAGAAAACCUCAGUCAAUCAAGCCUAACAAAAGGCGCCAAAAACCUACCAAUCAUCGUAGAGGACCGCGCAAGUGUAAUGAGCAUGCGCAGAGACAUGCGCCGUAAGUCCCUCUUUAGACCUUCCAAAGACAACCUAGCCUCCAGGACCACAAUGCCUAGCGAGAACUCAUUCCUCCAACUGCCUGGCAGCUCGAGCAGGCUGGAGCUGAGGAACCGCUCCUCGUUAGAGCUUAGUCCUUCAUCCGGUCAAGAUACCACAGGGCAGACCACGCCGUCCGUAGUCCAGUCUCGCGUUUCGAUAAGGGAAUCCAAUAUGACGUUUUUGGCAGGAGGGAAUCCCAACAAGAAGAAAAGAGAGUCAUGUCCUGUUGGACGUGGUGCCCAGUUCUCCCGGUCGCUUUUUGACGUCCACGGGCACAGUCCCCUCGUCGAGCAAUUUCUUCAGAUGCAACGGCUCGCUAAGAAUGCUGGGACGGGAGUUCUUGUCCAGCGGACAGAGAUUGAGUCUCUCCCACCUAUCGAUGCCGAGACGUACAAUGAACUCAUCAGAAAGUCCUUCAAACUUACGCGGCAAUUGGGUGCAGAAUUUAGAAAGCUUGACGAGGAAGACCGAAGGAAGCGAUCUCAGUUUGUCAAGAAGGGUAAACAGGGUUACCAUGACUACGUAAGACGGCAGAACGAGCUGCUUGCGCGGCAGAAAGACGUGAAAAAGAUCAGCGACCUACUCGUCCUUGAGCUCAUGAAAGAUGGCGACGAGCAAAGUAGCGGAAAGGCGGCGGCCGCCAUAGCUGACGCCAUGGGGUUCUCGACUGAACCGGACGGCAGCUGACAGCACAUGGAAUGAGAUGGGAAUUAUAAACUGAAAUAGAAUACGCGAUAGAAUCUCAUGUGGAUAUUUAGUAUUAUUUUCUAAUAAAGUUCUGGUAAAGAUG
Molecule: messenger RNA, 2234 nt
Organism: Nematostella vectensis (starlet sea anemone)
Lineage: Eukaryota; Metazoa; Cnidaria; Anthozoa; Actiniaria; Edwardsiidae
Product: protein FAM227A
Exons: 16
Coding region: 248-2131 (627 amino acids)
Source: RefSeq, a predicted model, not a curated record